Messenger RNA from Necator americanus (New World hookworm), 2526 nucleotides. RefSeq lists its product as uncharacterized. The transcript has 25 exons. The coding region runs from base 1 to 2526 and encodes 841 amino acids. Gene Ontology annotation, molecular function: rRNA (guanine) methyltransferase activity; rRNA (uridine-2'-O-ribose)-methyltransferase activity. Gene Ontology annotation, biological process: maturation of LSU-rRNA from tricistronic rRNA transcript (SSU-rRNA, 5.8S rRNA, LSU-rRNA); maturation of 5.8S rRNA from tricistronic rRNA transcript (SSU-rRNA, 5.8S rRNA, LSU-rRNA); rRNA methylation. The record is from RefSeq and is a predicted model, not a curated record. Gene Ontology annotation, cellular component: preribosome, large subunit precursor; nucleolus; nucleus. Lineage: Eukaryota; Metazoa; Nematoda; Chromadorea; Rhabditida; Ancylostomatidae.
AUGGGUAAAAAGGUCAAAAUUGGAAAACAGCGUCGGGACAAAUACUACAAAUUGGCAAAGGAAGCAGGUUAUCGAUCUCGAGCUGCAUUCAAGUUGAUCCAACUCAAUAAAAGAUUUGAAUUUCUGCAAAACUCACGGGCCACAGUCGAUUUGUGUGCUGCUCCAGGAGGAUGGAUGCAAGUUGCGACUCAAAAUAUGCCAGUAUCGAGCCUCGUAAUCGGCGUGGAUUUGGUCCCUAUAAAGCCAAUCGCUAACUGUAUUGCAUUGCAAGGAGAUAUCACAACAGAGAAGACGAGGCAGGCUAUCAAGAAGGAGUUGCAGCGCUGGGAAGCUGAUUGCGUCCUCCACGAUGGUGCGCCAAACGUUGGUCUCAACUGGGUUCAUGACGCGUUCCAGCAAAACUGCCUUGUCCUAUCGGCCCUAAAGUUGGCAACUCAAAUUCUCAGAAAGAAUGGGACAUUCGUCACAAAGGUUUUCCGAUCGAAUGAUUAUUCCUGCUUGAUCACGGUAUUUGAAAAACUUUUCAAAAAAGUGCAUGUGUGGAAACCAGCUGCAUCUCGCCUCGAGUCUGCCGAGAUUUUCGUUGUUUGUGAGAAGUACUUGAAACCACCGAAGGUAGCGCCAGAGCUCCUUGAUCAUAAAAAAGUAUUUUUGGAACCGGAUGGUCACGAUGCUCACAAGCCGAACCCUCAAACAAUUCUGCUGGGAAAGAAGGAGAAGAAGGCCAAAGCGGAAGGUUAUGAGGAGGGGUUGUUAUCGGUUCAUAAGAAAGUUGACGCAACGACAUUCAUUCAAGCCCAUGAGUACCUCGAAGUACUGGGUGGUGCAAAUGAGAUUGUUCUCGAUCAGGAAAAAUGGAAGAAUGCUCCAGAAACUAAUGAAGAGAUACGAGAAUACCUAAAAGACUUGAAAGUUUGUGGACCACGCGAGUUGCGGAAACUCCUUAAAUGGAGGAAAGCAAUGAGAAGCAUCCUCGAGGAAGAGCUCAAAGCUCUGGAGAAAGAACUUGGAGAAGAAAAUGUGCCUGAAGUAGAGUUGAAUGAAGACGAACUUGAAGACAAGGAGAUGGCAGAAAUUGAUGAGAUGAUUGCACGCGCCACCGAAGAGGAACGGGUGGCUCUAAAGAAAAGAAAGAAGAAAUUACUAAAAGCGAAAGCGAAAAUAGUCAGAAGACGUCAGCUGAAAAUGAUAAUUGAAGGUGAUCAUGCCGAUCAGGUGGAAGACAUUGAGUUGUUUAGCUUGAAGAAAAUUCGCAGGGCCAGAGAACUGAACAAAUUGACCGCAGAUUCAGUAGAAACACCAGAAAUUGAAGGAAUGAAUGAGGACCGGGAGGGUCUGGGUGAUGGAGAAUGGGAAACCAGAGACGGCACUGGAUCAGACGACGAAGAAGAAAAUGAUGAUGAAGUUGGUGAAGAAUCGAGUGAUGAAAGCGAUAACGAGCUUAUUAACACCGAAGAAAGCGGUUUAAGUAAGCUACAGAAGAAAGAAUCAAGAGCGGACAAGUGGUUUGGAAAGGAGGAGAUUGCUGGAUUACUGUCUGAUGAAGACGAAGAUGAUGAGAUGGACGUAAUUGAAAAACAUAUGAAACGACAGAGCAGGAAUCUCCAUGCUAAUACAGUCAGUUUCGAAGAUGACGAGAUGUCCAAUAAAAAGAGAAGAAAACGGAAAAACAGCGAUGAUGGAGAUGUUGAUGUUGAUGGGGAACAUGUAAAAGCAAACGAGGAUGAAGUUGAAGAGGGAUCAAAAUUCACCGCUGAAAUGGCUUGGGAAGAAGAAGAAUUUGAAGAUGAGGAUAACCGAGCAGCAAAACGCGAAGUCUCGAAAGCCAUACUCGGAGAGGAUUUGAAACCUAAAGCAAAAAAACGUCGUCUUACUCCAGAACAACUUGCCUUAGGAGAGCAGUUGAUAUACUCAAGCAAAUCUGCGAGAGAGGUUGAAGAGUGGGGUUGGAACAGGUAUGCGAAUAACGAUGAAGGACUUCCGGAUUGGUUCGUUGAAGAUGAGAGAAAACAUUACCGGAAGCAGUUGCCGGUUAGCAAAGCUCAAGUUGAAGAGUAUAGGAAGCGCCUUCGUGAAUUGAAUGCACGGCCGUGUAAGAAGGUUGCCGAAGCAAAAACUAGAAAGCAGAGAAGAGCGUUGCGUCGCUUGCAAGCUGCGAAGAAGAAGGCUGAAGGCGUAUUAGAAAACGAAAAUCUCGAACAUGCGGAGAAAGUACGAGAAAUGAAAAAGAUUUACGCGGCUGCUAAUAAGAAAGAGAGGAAGAAGACGGAGCUUGUUGUGAUGACAAAAGGCAAAAAGGGAAAAAUUUCAAGACCAAAUGGCCGAUAUAAACUUGUUGACAGUCGAAUGAAGAAAGACUUACGCGCUAUGAAAAGUAAGGAGAAAACAAAAGGUCGUGGAAAAAGGCCGUGUCCUUCGUCGUUUUUCUCUGUGGACAAUCGGUAUGCACUGCACUGUUCAGCGAUCCAUAAUUCCACGCGUGAGUACUUCGUUGGUGGCAGACGAUAUCUUCACGCUUCAUCUUAA